Messenger RNA from Amoebophrya sp. A25, 1155 nucleotides. The record is from the annotation of a GenBank genome assembly. NCBI's taxonomy places the organism in Eukaryota, Dinophyceae, Syndiniales, Amoebophryaceae.
GCAGGCUGUCCGCGCAUCUAUCACCAGCAUUGUGUGUGUGCUCCGUGUCCGCCCUCUGUUCGCAAUGACAGGCGUCGCACGAGCUUAGCGCGCUCUUCAUCGACAUCAUCAAAUUUAUGGUUAGAAAGUUGGUCUCCGAUCCGAUUCCAUAUAAGUACAUGUUGUAGUACGAAAAAGAGUCUCAUCCUUGUCCUGCGCGUUCGUUUCAUUGGACCCAAGAACAGUCCUUCUUCUUAUGAAAGAUUUGUGGAUCCAAUGGGUUAAGAGUUUGCUUCAAAGUCAAUUAUCCAUAAUAUAUAUAAAUCUUCAUUCUACUGAUCUUCUGCAGCUCUAACUCGUAAUCAUGAGCGUUACAACAAUCGCAAUGGCCCAACACCAGAGCAAGACGAAGACGAUGGGAGCUUCUUUCCACUAGGAAACUAUUGGGACUUUGACACUUGGGGGUCAGAUCCGUGGGUGUGUCCGGAGCAUUGGCUAUCGAAGAAACACAGUAUCAGUUGGUUCGACCGCGCUCUCAUACUUCAAGGAUCACUGGACGAAAAAGCUAACGUGGCGCCAAACGUUACUACUGAAUAUGUUAUGACUAAGUUAGUAUCGAUAGAAUUUAUAGCACUAUAUUGUUAUGAGAAGAAAUUGAAGUUAGAGUUUGUGAUGCAAAGAAGAGAUGCUCCAGCCUGACCUUCCAUGACGAGCUUUCCAAUAGAUUUUCUAGCAAAAGCGUGGCAAACUAAAGAGAAGCGUAGCUUCUAUUCUCAUUUGCUUAUUCGUUAUGUUACUUACUGCAUUUGACGACCUCUGGAACAAAAAUAUCGAUCGCUCUCGUCCAACAUUCUUCAUCUUCUUCCUCCAUUCUUCAUGUUUCUCCAAUCCGGUGAUGGCGGAACCUUGGCGGUGCAUCGGAUUUUUGAUGCGUCUGCGAUCGGGCUACGUCCAGGGAGCGGUUUAUCACCGGCACAAGAACAAGAAAUCCUUCAGGAACGAGAUACAGAAGGAAAGUUGAAGACGGCGAUACAAUACUGCCUAGAAAAGCUGCAUGCAUUGGCGAAAAGUAGUACCGAAAAUUGGAAGCGCCGCUCAGAAGAAAAGCGAAGAAGUAUCGAAGGGAAGGUGAUGAAUGCAGUUACGGGCACAGCUAUGAAGCACACUGAUUAUUGA